AUGGAGGAUAGUGAGAAUACAAGCGAAGAGAUUGGAAAUGAAAUACGCGAAGCUCAUCAGUCGUCUGGUAAAUCAGUGGAUAUCCGUAUCAAACACCUCUAUAGGGCGCAGGAGUUACUAUUGCACAGAGACAAAAGCAGUUCUCUUCUUGACAACUUCCUCGAUGAAAUGCUCGAAUUUGUAGUAGAAAACGAUUCGAAAAUGCGUUGCUUCGUUGCAUCCUUUAUUGAGAAAGCUUGUAAAAAGGACUGCGAAGUGAUGAAAAAGGCUGUUGUCUCGCUUUCAUAUCUCAUUCAGGCUGCUGGUAUGGGAAUGGUUUCCGUCAUCAAAAAGGUGAUCACAGUAUGUUCGCAAUUGUAUCCAUUUAUUUUAAAAUGGGCAGCGGGAUCACGCAGCGCUGAAACCGCACGAUGUUGGGAAGCUUUCUCAGUGCUGAAAGGACGUAUCAUGCAGCACAUUGAUUCUGAUAACGAAGGCAUACGCACCCAAACUAUUAGAUUUUUGGAAGCUGUAAUCCUUGCGCAAACACUGCGAACGGAGGAAAGUGAAAAAGGUCGUGGUGAUAACAUGUGCUUAAACGAAAUUGGCCGCGACCAUCGGUUUAUUUCAUAUCGUAAAAUGGAAGGUGAAGCGACGCUAAAUUUUAAUUCGCUGCUUGAUCAUAUUUCUUCGGCACAUAUAUCUUCGCUCAAUUUGUUAACUUGUUUGACUUGUAUUUGCAAUAUCGCUCAACAGCGUCCACAGUUUAUGCAAAGGGUUGUUGGAACUCUGGAAGCUUUACACGUCAAUCUUCCCCCAACUUUGGCAACGAGUCAAGUGAAAAGCGUUCGCAAGGAAUUGAAAAUGCAUCUUUUACGCCUUCUUCGACAUUGCAGUAGUAUACCUUUUCAUCCAAGAAUAAUGACACUGUUGACAGAUUUAGGAGCGGCGCAGUCGGAAGUUUUACGCGCACUACCUUCUGCGAGUGAACAGCGUAAAAAAUCUCACCGUAGUAAUGAAAAUAAUGAUGAACCGGAAACAAAGAGAACAAAAGGUGCCGGAGAAGCUCCAAUAGUUGUUGAAAAAGUAGAUGAUGAAGAAUACGAAGAUGAAGCUGGCCCAAGCAUGUGUAUGGAAAAAAGUCAGACUCAGUCUGCUAUUGAUAUUACUGCCCAAUUUGUCUACGAACGGUUGAAACCAAAUUUGGUUACAGACUUAGUUCUUAUAUCCCUUGCGGCACUUCCAGACGAAAUGCCUGCAGCAUUUCAGUCAUUGUACACCUCUAUUGCUGCAGCUGGCACAGAAGGUCAGAUUCGGCACUUGUCACGCAUGAUUGCAACACAAUUAACGAGCAUGGAAUUAGGUCCUGGAUUCGAGAAAAUUCGAGCAGAAAAACAACAGUUUAUCGCUCGUCAAGCUGCGAGAAUGGAAGGUGCCGUCAUUUCGCCGACUCCAUUGAACCAAUUUGCCUCUGUACAGCAAAAUCAAACGCUGCAAUCUGAUUCUGCUUUAUCAGCAAAGGCUAAACCGAAGAUUCAGUUUGGAUUGCUAUCUAUUACCAAAGAAUUAGAUCGUGAACAAUCGCUGAAACUUAUACUUCUUGCGUUUCAACGAAUAUUAGCCAAUGAAAAAAGAGCAAUCCAAGGUGGCGUAGGUGUUGCGCAACAGAAACUAUUGGUCAGGCUUGUAACUCGUCUCGAUCAUGAUUCAUGCGCUGAAUUUGAAGAUUUACUUAUGAGUUUUAUUGUACAGGAACAAAAAUCACGGACUGAGCUAGCAUUGUUAUGGAUAGCAGAACUUUAUGCACAGUUCCAAGGAUACUCCCUAUGCUGUACGUUUUAUGCCACAGAAGGAUAUCAUAGUGAAUCUCGACAUUACCAACGUUAUAAUGCAGUUUUAUGCAAUUUGUUGAAGACAUUGUAUGAACGAGGAGAGCACAAGGAAACUUUGUUCCAUAAAAUUUUACUGGAAGCACCUUUGCUAACACCUCAGUCUCUCGUAUGGUUAAGAACUGCUUGCCUCGAUUCGGUAUUUGGUGCAUUUGGAAUGACAACUUUGCGUGAAUUAAUUUUAACUAGAGCAAGGCAACGAAAUGAAUUGCUUUGUAUACUUCUUGACUUCUCAUACAGUGAUAGGGCUGACGUCCGCAUCCAAAGUGUUGAAACAGCAAAGGAACUGUAUCAGAUCGAUUACGUCAAAGAAGAUGUCAGAGAAUAUUUAGUUUGUUCAAUAAAUUAUUGCACAAGCCCAGUCCCGCCGCCACAACUUUAUGCCUAUGAAAAAGAAGGUGCCAGACCUCAAUGGGAUGAUGCAGCAAUACGCAUUACUUUAAACUUAUUUUUAUCUAUCCUUCCUCUUGACCAUUCAUUGAUACACACUCUGGCUGCUGUUUAUGCGAAAUCCUCAAACGAUAUAAAACGGGUUACAUUGCGUACAAUCGAUAGUGCCAUAAAGUCAAUGGGCGCAGCAAGCGAACAUCUAUUGGAAAUGAUUGAAAAUUGUCCUCAGGGGGCUGAAACAUUUGCUGCUAGAAUAGUACAUCUUCUCACUGAAAGAAAUCCUCCAACCCAGGAUCUUGUAAAUAGGAUAACUGCACUCUAUGAACAGGGAAGAACCGAUGUUCGCUCAAUGAUACCGGUUUUGAGCGGUCUUGAUAAGGAUCAAAUAUUGAGCAUUUUACCAAAGUUUGUCCUCACGCCGGUCAAUCAGAAAUCAGUACCUAUUGUAUUCAACAAACUUUUGGCUGGAAGGAGUAUCAAAACCGGCCUUCAUCCAAUGGGUGCGGGUGAACUGCUUAUGGCGUUGCAUAAAAUCCACACCGAAAAUAAAGAGGAGAAUAAUUUGCUACUGCAAAAUAUCGAUGUUUUAUUAACACAACUGACAACUUCAAAGGAUGCUAUAGGUUCAGCAAUUGACCAGCUCUGUGAUGAUGGAAUUUUCUCAGAACUAUUAUUUUAUACUGUUACACGCUCGCAUAAAAUAUUUCCUGCUUUGGGUGGUUUUAUUUCAAAUGUAUUGGUGAAAAUUGCUAACAAAAAACCAUGGAAGAGCAAUCCAAAUUUAUGGCCCCAUUUUGUACGCUGUGCUGUUGCAAAUGCUCCACAUUCCUACUUUGCAAUAUUAACAGUUUUAACAAAUAACGAAUUUGAUGAGUUGUUGCAACAGUCGCGAAAAGAAGAUAUUGAUGUUUUGGGCUCAUUACGAGAUUAUAUUCCAUCAUUAUCAGCGCAUCAGCAGAAAAAAAUUGAUCAUCAUGUUCGGGAAAUUAUUAUGGAAUAUCGAUCGGAGAGAUCGGAAAACAAGGAGGAUGUCUAA
Cercopithifilaria johnstoni is the source of this 3294-nucleotide messenger RNA. Lineage: Eukaryota; Metazoa; Nematoda; Chromadorea; Rhabditida; Onchocercidae. The record is from the annotation of a GenBank genome assembly.